Messenger RNA from Syngnathus typhle (broad-nosed pipefish), 1538 nucleotides. RefSeq names its product adaptor related protein complex 4 subunit mu 1 (gene ap4m1). The record is from RefSeq and is a predicted model, not a curated record. Bases 222 to 1538 code for a protein of 438 amino acids. Lineage: Eukaryota; Metazoa; Chordata; Actinopteri; Syngnathiformes; Syngnathidae. Gene Ontology annotation, biological process: Golgi to lysosome transport; protein targeting. Gene Ontology annotation, cellular component: trans-Golgi network; clathrin adaptor complex; cytoplasmic vesicle. The transcript is spliced from 16 exons.
ACGCUAGAUGGUGCUGUGGGAUGUGUCGACUUCUUCUAAACGAUAUGUCAACAACACCGUUCGUUUUGGUCGCUUAUUUUAUCUUAUUUAAUGUUGCUAAGUGACUGUUGACGCCUCGUUCAAAACACGAUAAGCGUAAAAUGAUUACCUUGAUUUGCAUUCAUUUUGUGUGUGUCAAGCCCGCAGUCGUUUUGUGGAGGUGAGUGUGUUUCAGUUGCAGAAUGAUCUCGCAGGUCUUCAUCUUGUCAUCCAAAGGCGACCGCCUCGUCUAUAAAGAUUUCCGAGGAGAGAUCGGGAGUGAUGCCGUCGGCCUUUUUUAUGACAAAGUGACAGCAUUGACUGGAGACCAACCUCCUGUUGUCAUGACGCACAGAAGCAUCCACUUCGUGCACGUGUGGCAGGGAGGACUGUACCUGGUCGCCACCACCACCGCAGCAGACUCUUCUCCCUUCGCCGUCAUCGACUUCCUCAACAGGUUGGCUGCUCUCAUCAAAGAUUACUGUGGCGCUCUGUCGGAGAAGACGGUGCAGAUGAACUUCGCGCUCAUCUACGAACUUCUGGAUGAGAUGCUGGAUUACGGCUAUGUGCAGUCCACAUCCUGUGACGUCCUGAAGAACUUCAUCCAGACGGAGGCGCAGUCGUCACGACCCUUCAGCUUGUUGGACCUCGCCAAUGUGGGGCUGUUUGGAGCCGACACGCAGCAGAGCAAAGUGGCACCCAGUUCUGCUGCCACCAGGCCUUUGCAGGGAGGGAAAAGCGAGAUCUUUGUGGAUAUCGUAGAAAGGAUGUCUGUCGUCAUGAGCUCCAAUGGCAUGUCGAUGAAGGCGGAGGUGGAGGGUGAGGUCAAGGUCAAGUGUUUCCUACCUGGCUGCUCGGAGAUUCGCAUCGGCCUCAACGAGGACCUCAGCGUGGGCAGCUCGCAUCUUGCAGGUUACGGCGGGGCGGUCCGCGUGGACGAGUGCGCCUUCCACCCGGCGGUCCGACUGGACGACUUUGAGGCCCACCGCAUCCUGCGACUCAGCCCCAGCCAGGGAGAGCAAAGCGUCAUGCAGUACCGACUGGCCGACCGUCUGCCCUUAGCCCCGCCCUUCCGACUCUUUCCCACCAUUGAGAAAGACAACGCAGGAAGGCUGCUGAUGUUCUUCAAGCUACGCUGCAACUUGCCGCCCAAAAGCUCGGCGGUCAACGUGAGCGCCAGCGUCCGCGUACCCAAAGGCUGCAUCAGUUUGUCGCAGGAGCUCAGCAGUCCCGAUCAGAGCGCCGAGCUGCAGCCGCACAAACGAGCCGUCAUCUGGAAGAUUCCGCGCUUUCCCGGGGGCACGCAGCUGUCGGCCAGCUUCAAGCUGGACAUUCCCGGCCUAAGCUCCGCCUCCACAAUGGAGGUCGGUCCGGUGGGUAUGACCUUCGAGCUCCCCAAAGUGACGGCCAGCGGCCUCCACGUGCGCUUCCUGCGGCUGGCGCCCGCGCAACAUCGCGGACCCGCCCAGCGCUGGGUGCGCUACGUCACGCACUCUGACUCGUACGCCAUCCGCAUCUGA